AUGUCUUCCAGAUUCGCCCUCGCCUCGCUCUUUCUCACCGUUGCAUCUGGUCAGGGUAUCGGCACGUUCACUGCUGAGGUCCACCCCCCUCUCACUUGGCAAACUUGUACAGCUCCUGGCUCUUGCACCACCAUCAACGGCAAGGUCGUCCUCGAUUCAAACUGGCGCUGGCUGCACAGCUCUACAGGAACUAAUUGCUACACCGGCAACACUUGGAACGCUGCUCUCUGCCCCAAUGGCACUGCUUGUGCUCAGAACUGUUACCUUGACGGUGCUGACUACAGUGGGAGUUACGGAGCAACGACGACUGGCAAUGCUUUGAGACUCAAUUUCGUUACCAACGGUGCAAGCCGGAACGUGGGCUCCCGUAUGUUCCUCAUGGCUGAUGAUAGCACCUAUCAAACUUUCAACCUGCUCAACAAGGAGUUCACAUUCGACGUUGAUGUUUCUCAUCUUCCUUGUGGCUUGAAUGGUGCUCUCUAUCUAGUCAGCAUGGCUAAGGAUGGUGGUGCUUCUCUUUACCCCAACAAUAAGGCCGGAGCCAAAUACGGUGUUGGGUAUUGCGAUGCUCAGUGUCCCCGUGACUUGAAGUUCAUUAACGGAGAAGAUCCCGCUGACAUAGAUUCUCAGGCAAAUGUUGAAGGAUGGGUGCCGGCGUCCAACAACGCAAACACCGGUGUUGGAAAAUAUGGUUCUUGCUGUGCCGAAAUGGAUAUCUGGGAAGCCAACUCCAUCUCCACGGCCUUCACUCCUCACUCGGCCAGUCCUGUCGGGCAGACCAGAUGUCUCGGUGAUGCAUGCGGAGGGACCUACUCUGCCGAUAGAUAUGCUGGGGUGACCGAUCCAGACGGAUGUGAUUUCAACUCUUACCGCCAAGGCAACAAGGAGUUUUACGGCCCAGGCAAGACCGUCAACACAAACUCAGUCUUCACGGUCGUCACCCAAUUCAUCACCAAUACUGGUACAGAUGCCGGUACUCUAAGCGAGAUUCGACGCUUCUACGUUCAAAACGGCGUCGUGAUACCUAACUCGCAGUCGACGAUUGCCGGUGUCCCAGGUAACAGUCUCACGGCCGCCUUUUGCGAUGCUCAGAAGACCGUCUUUGGUGACCCAAACAUCUACAAACAACGCGGAGGCUUCGCAUCGAUGUCAGCCGCCAUGUCUGCUGGCAUGGUUCUCUCGCUCUCUCUCUGGGAUGACUAUGCCGCCAACAUGCUGUGGCUUGACUCCACCUACCCCGUCACCGGCAACCCAGCUACCCCGGGAGUCGGCCGCGGUACCUGCCCAACAACAUCUGGAGUCCCCGCCGAUGUCGAAGCCGCUUCCCCUAACUCCUACGUCAUCUACAGCAACAUCAAAGUUGGAGCUCUCAACUCAACCUUCUCUGGCACCCCUCUCCCCGGCAGUGGGACUAGCUCUAGCUCGACCUCCAAGGCUGCUACAUCGGUCUCUACGCGCAGGACGUCGACGACGACAAGCAGGGCGACUUCUACCACGAGCACUGCGCCUUCCACUUCCGGGGCUGCCCACUACGCCCAGUGUGGUGGUCAAGCUCCCUUCGCUGGCCCAUACACCUGCGUGGCUCCGCUUUCCCUUGCUCUGAGACGCAGACAGAAUUUAUUUUAA
Messenger RNA from Drepanopeziza brunnea f. sp. 'multigermtubi' MB_m1, 1626 nucleotides. The record is from RefSeq and is a predicted model, not a curated record. Lineage: Eukaryota; Fungi; Ascomycota; Leotiomycetes; Helotiales; Drepanopezizaceae.